Messenger RNA from Chenopodium quinoa (quinoa), 978 nucleotides. RefSeq lists its product as uncharacterized. The transcript has 3 exons. Gene Ontology annotation, molecular function: nucleic acid binding. The record is from RefSeq and is a predicted model, not a curated record. Lineage: Eukaryota; Viridiplantae; Streptophyta; Magnoliopsida; Caryophyllales; Amaranthaceae. Bases 1 to 978 code for a protein of 325 amino acids.
AUGCAUCCUGGAGGGGAUAAGUUGUAUAAGGACAUGAAGAAGAUAUUUUGGUGGCCCAAUAUGAAGAGAGAAGUGGCUGAAUUUGUGACUAAGUGUUUGACAUGCCAGAAGGUGAAGAUUGAGCAUCGCAGGCCUCAAGAAAAGGUCCAAUCCUUGGAGGUGCCCAAGUGGAAAUGGGAUUCAAUUUCUAUGGAUUUUGUGGGAGCUUUGCCAAAGACCAAGGCAGGAAAUGACACUAUUUGGGUGAUAGUGGACAGGUUGACGAAGUCAGCAGCGUUCAUACCCAUGAGAAGUAAUUGGACCAUGGAUCAGUUAGGAAGAGCUUAUGUGAAAUGGUUAGACAGAAAGAACGAUUCAGACCACUUGGAUUUGAUAGAGUUCUCUUAUAACAACAAUUACCAUGUAAGCAUUGGGAUGGCACCGUUUGAAGCUUUGUAUGGUCGAAAGUGUAGAAGUCCAAUAUGUUGGAAUGAUAUAAGUGAGACUAUGGUUCUUGGACUUGAGAUGAUUGAGAAUAUGGUGAAGCAGGUUAAGUUGAUCCAAGAAAAGAUUAAAGCGGCCCAAGAUCGACAAAAGAGUUAUGUUGAUCUGAAAAAGGAGGGAAGAGGAAUACGAAGUAGGAGAAAAGGUUUUGUUAAAAAUUUCACCCAUGAAAGGUGUGAUAAGAAAGUGGGAAAAGUGGCUUAUAAGUUGGAUUUGCCUAACGAGCUUGAAAGGGUUCACAAUGUGUUCCAUGUGAGCCAAAUCCGAAAGUAUAUUCCUGAUGUGACACAUGUGUUACAACCAGAAACAAUUGAGAUGGAUGAGAAUUUGACUUAUGAGGAAAGACCAAUAAAGAUUCUUGACUCUAAGGUCAGGACCACAAGGAACAAGGAUGUGAGCAUUGUGAAAGUAUUGUGGUCAAAUCAGAACACUAAAGAGGCUACAUGGGAAGCUGAGGCUGAUAUGAGGAGACGUUACCCAGAACUGUUUGCCUAA